Molecule: messenger RNA, 4959 nt
Organism: Artibeus jamaicensis (Jamaican fruit-eating bat)
Lineage: Eukaryota; Metazoa; Chordata; Mammalia; Chiroptera; Phyllostomidae
Gene: PROS1
Product: protein S
Exons: 15
Coding region: 16-2280 (754 amino acids)
Cellular component (GO): extracellular region
Molecular function (GO): calcium ion binding
Source: RefSeq, a predicted model, not a curated record
AAAAGCUUCCUGGAAAUGUCCUCGUUAUCACUUCCCCUCAGCUGGGGGCUGGGAGCAGGCGGUCCACUCCGCCCCCGGCUCGCACUUUUCCACUGGCGCGCUGGCUGGCUGGCUCUGCAACGCCGCAGUCCGCCGCGCCGGGGCUUACUGCGGGGUCCGGGCUUGCAGCUCCGCUGCGCGCAGAGGGCUCAGGGUCCACCGAGACGCGCCGCUGUCCCCGCCCGCGCCUCUGCCGGCCUGGCCAUGCGGGUCCUCGGUGGGUGCUGCGGGGCGCUGCUGGCGUGUUUCGCCCUCUUGGUGUUUCCCAUCGCAGAGGCAAACUUCUUGUCAAAGCAACAUGCUUCACAAGUUCUGGUUAGGAAACGUCGUGCAAACUCUUGGUACUCUGCUGAAGAAACCCAGCAGGGUAAUCUUGAAAGAGAGUGCAUCGAAGAACUGUGCAAUAAAGAAGAAGCCAGGGAGGUCUUUGAAAAUAACCCUGAAACGGAGUAUUUUUAUCCAAGAUAUUUAGAUUGUCUUGGCUCUUUCCGAGCUGGAUUAUUCACUGCUGCACGUCAGUCAAGUAAUGCUUACACUGACCUAAGGAGCUGUGUCAAUGCCAUUCCAGACCAGUGUGAGCCUCUGCCAUGCAAUGAAGAUGGAUAUGUGAGCUGCAAAGAUGGCAGAGCUGCAUUCACUUGCAUUUGUAAAUCGGGUUGGCAAGGACAGAGGUGUGAAUUUGAUAUAAAUGAAUGCAGAAAUCUCUUGAAUACAAAUGGAGGUUGUAGUCAGAUUUGUAAUAAUACACCUGGAAGUUACCACUGUUCCUGUAAAACUGGUUUUGUUCUACUUUCAAAUAAAAAGGACUGCAAAGAUGUGGAUGAAUGCUCUGUGAAGCCUGGCAUUUGUGGCACAGCUGUGUGCAAGAACUUCCCAGGAGACUUUGAAUGUGAAUGUGCUGAAGGUUACAGAUACAAUCCCACAUCAAAGUCUUGUGAAGAUGUGGAUGAAUGCUCUGACAACGUGUGUGCUCAACUUUGUGUCAAUUACCCUGGAGGUUAUUCUUGUUACUGUGAUGGGAAGAAAGGAUUCAAGCUUGCCCACGAUCAGAGGAACUGUGAGGCUAUUCCAGUGUGCCUUCCCUUGGACCUUGACAAAAAUUAUGAACUACUUUACUUGGCAGAGCAGUUUGCAGGGGUUGUUUUAUAUCUAAAAUUUCGCUUACCGGAUGUCAUCAGAUUUUCAGCCACAUUUGAUUUCCGGACAUAUGAUUCAGAAGGUGUUAUACUUUAUGCAGAAUCUAUUGACCACUCAGCUUGGUUCCUGAUUGCAGUUCGUGAUGGAAAGCUUGAAAUUCAGUUUAAGAAUGAACAUACAACACAGAUCACAACUGGAGGCCAGGUUAUUAAUAAUGGUGUGUGGAAUAUGGUCUCUGUGGAAGAGUUAGAAAGGAGUAUUAGUGUGAAAAUAGCUAAAGAAGCCACAAUGAAUAUAAAUAUACCAAAAAGCCUUUUUGAGUCUACAAAUGGAUCUGUAGAAACCAAAGUGUACUUUGCAGGAUUGCCUCGGAAGGUGGAGGAUACACUCAUUAAACCGAUUAAUCCUCGUCUAGAUGGAUGUAUACGAGGCUGGAAUUUGAUGAAUCAAGGAACUUCAAGAGUAGAGAAAGUUAUUCAAGAAAAACAAAAUAAACAUUGUUUUAUCAAUGUGGAAAAGGGCUCUUACUACCCUGGUUCUGGAGUUGCUCAAUUUAACAUAGAUUACUAUAAUGUACCAAAUCCUGAGGCUUGGCAGAUCAACGUGACUUUGAAUAUUCGCCCGUCCACGGGUACCGGCAUUAUGUUUGCCUUGGUUUCUGGUGACACAGUGCCCUUUGCCAUCUCCUUGGUAGACUCCUCCUCUGAAAAGCUUCAGGAUAUCCUGGUUUCUGUUGAAAACACGGUAGUAGCUCGGAUAGAGGGCGUAAGUCUGUGUUCCAGUCAACAGUCCCAUCUGGAAUUCAGAAUCAACAGCAGAAAACUGGAGCUGUCAACCCCACUGAAAGAUGAUAUCAUCUCCUCUGAAGAUUUCCAAAGACAAUUUGACACCUUGGAGAAAGCCGUGAAAGGAACAGUAGCCACUUACCUGGGUGGCCUUCCAGUUAUUCCACUCAAUGCGACACCAGUGGACGCCUUUUAUAAUGGCUGUAUGGAAGUGAACGUUAACAGCCUGCAGCUGGAUCUGGACGAAGCCACUUUUAAACACAAUGAUAUCAGAGCUCACUCAUGUCCGUCAGCUUUGGAAAACAAAAAGAGGCCCUAAGUCAUCUUUUCUCUACUGACAACAUUUUCUUCCUGGGUGUAAUUAUACUUGUAUUUCAAUAACAUUUAAAGGAUUUUACUUAUGGAUGGGCAGACCUUGAUUAUUUUAUAGUACUUUGACCUUCUUGGAAUUAUAAAAAGGUCCCUUUUCAAGAAAACAAGAUUCUCUUGUGAUAUAAAUCACAUCUAAAAAAAACUCUUAACUCUGUUGCUGUAUAGAAAUUAAAUAAUGUAAAGCAUAAAAAAUUUUAAUUUGAGUUUUUUUACUACAAAUGACAUUUCUUCAUUUUUAUGUUUAUAAAAAGUAAAUUUUAAUUGUGCUAUUAGGAACUGGUGUUUAAAUAUCUAUUUUUCUUGGAAGGCAAGAAAAUAAACCUAAACAAAUGUUCAUGUGACAGUACUGUUGAUCAUAGUAGAUACUAUUUUAUUUGUUUUGUUUUUUUCCUAGUGAAAGCAGCAGAAGAAAGAGUAACCUAUUAAUUUUAAUUGAGUAGAAGGUCUUAAAGUUUUACUCCAAAACAGUUCCUCAGGGCUACCAGCUUUGGCUUCAUCUCUCUUUCACUGGCUUCACUUUUGAACCCAGUAGUUUUACUGCAUCAGAAAACAAGUGGGACACAUUUUCAAGAUAACAUCACUCGUGAAUCCAGCUGGUUGCUAAUUGGAUUAUCUGAGGAUGAGAUACUAGCUCGUAUUGGGAUGGGUGUGAAAACUGAGAUGGGUACAUUCCUUAAAGGUGGCCAUGUUUGGUCUCACAGCUGUAGAUUAGGAGAAGCAGAACCUAAGGAUGGAGGGAAUGAAUGAGAGACUGAAUAAUGCAGAACCUCCUAGUUUUCCACCUAGGAAGCUCCUUGAUUUCAACUUUAAUCACCAAAGUAAGUUGCCAGAAGGUUACUGAUUAUUGAAGGACAAGAGGGACUAUGAAAACUAAAAUAGAUUUUAAUGAAAGAGUAACAACAGAGGGACAUAGUUAAUAAUGCGUUUUUUAAAUAAGCAGUUUUAUCACUUCUAACCUACCAUUCACAUUAGGAAUGUAUCUGGUGUUUUAUUGACAGUUGGAAAAAUAAAUUUUUCCCACUAUAGAUAUUUUAUAUCACAUAAAGCAUAAAAAAUUGGUGUUGUUUAAAAAAUUUGUAUAAAUAAUACCAAUAUUUUAUCAACUCUUUGAACAGAACGUAAAAGUACUGCCCUGGCCAGGUAGCACAGUUCAUUAGAACAUCAUCCCACACGCCAAGGUUGCAGGUUCCAUCCCCAGUCAGGGCACAUAAAAGAAUCAACCAGUGAAUGCAUAAAUAAGUGGAACAACAAAUCAAUGUUUCUCUCUCCCUCUCUCUAAAAAGUUAAUUAAAAAUUGCUUAAAAAAUAAAAUUACAUAAUAUAUAUGCAACUCUUCAUGUAGCACAGUAGUUCUAUAGUUCAAAGACAAUAAAGCUCAAAUAUUUGAUGAGUAGUUGCUGCAUUAUAGCUGCAUUGUAGACUGGAACUGAGAAAGAAAGAAAAGUAAAAGUCACAUGUAUCGAGUGUUUGUCAGAAAUUGUGCCAGACCAUCUUAUUGGAUGUAAUUGCUCUCCCAAAUACCACUAUACACUGUGGGUGAUGAAUUUCAGCAAGCAACUACUGAUAAUUACAUUAGUGUAGAAAAAUAAGAAAGUAGAAAAACUGAAAGCAUAUGAAGACAAAAAAUAAAGAGUAAAAGAAAGGGGAAAAUGAAUUAUUUGGGUGCGGGAUAGAGCUCUGAUUCUCGUUUAAUUAUGUCCAUAUGCACUGAAUGGCAGGGACCUAUUUCUGGACCAAUUCCAGAAAUAGAGCUUUCCAAUAUGCAAUAAUCUUCAUAGAGGACCCAGAUACUUAUUUAUAAAUUUUAUCUAACUUUGAGAUGGACUCACAUAUGGCUUAGACAACAUCUUCAAACCUGAGGCUAAGAAUCUUUCAUAUGAUUUUUGAGCUUGAUCUUUGCCAAGAAAUACGGAUUCCUACUUUAAAGAGAACGAUGGUUUCAUGAAGGUCAAGUGGCAUAUUUGGUGCUAUUUGAGCUUUGUGUCAUGAAAAUGUCUAAGCGACUGUCAUUACAGUGUCCCCUAGAACUUACCAUUUUCAGAGAUACAUUUUGAAAUCAGUAAGAAUAAUGGUUAAUUUGUGAGAACAAAGUUAUUAACCUCAGUUUUCCUGUCUGAAGUUUUAACUUCAGUCUCAGUCCCUGUGAGUCUUAUAAAGUAUUUUCAAUUAUCUUUUCAUUUUGGAACUGGAACAUUGCUGAAGAGAAAACUUUUUUUGUAUAUUUGUUUAAUAAUUGAGUUACUUCUUUUGGAAAUCUUUUAGGCCUUUAAUCUCUAUGGUCAGCAUGAAGGAAAUGAAGUAAUUUUGAAAGUAAUUUUAUCUCAGAUUUCUUGAUGUUGCUGUUAAUGAUACGAGUUUGGGAGAAUACAGGGUCACUGUAUUCUCUAGGGACAAGAGUGAGAAAUUUCUACUUCAUUUAUUUAGCAACAAAUAUUAUCAAUUAACUACUCUGUGCAUGUGGAGUAAAAGGCAGUGGAAUGUCUGAGAGCUAAACCUACCUGAAUAGGAAAUGACAACUCAAGUCAGCCCAUGGUAGGCCUUGUACUUCCAUUCCUUGGGCUUAAAAAGCAUAUUCUUUCAGGUUGUACAAAAAAAAUUAAAGCAAUAAAACUCUUUUUAAAAAAUA